Messenger RNA from Oncorhynchus masou masou (cherry salmon), 2535 nucleotides. Its product is annotated as vitamin D3 hydroxylase-associated protein-like. Gene Ontology annotation, biological process: fatty acid catabolic process. Gene Ontology annotation, molecular function: fatty acid amide hydrolase activity; amidase activity. The record is from RefSeq and is a predicted model, not a curated record. NCBI's taxonomy places the organism in Eukaryota, Metazoa, Chordata, Actinopteri, Salmoniformes, Salmonidae. The transcript has 15 exons. The coding region runs from base 277 to 2040 and encodes 587 amino acids.
GGCGAAUGUUCUGACCUCACAGGUCCCUUAGCCCGUGUAGGGAUGUAUUUUGGAAUAUACUGUGAUUUCAGCUGGUGGCUGUAAUACACUGUUAACAUUGGAUGCCAACCACCCUUAAUUAAAACCCCUACAAGUAGGGAGAAGCCCCUGACUGCAGUUCGGGGCCGGGCUCACUGUGGGCGGAGUCAAACGCAUUUAACCCGAACCCUUCGAGACGCACCUGACUGCAUCAGGUGUACUUGGAAGUAGGAGGUGGAAGAUAGCUGUCAGAGCGUUAUGGACAGAAUGGACAACUUUGAACAAGUAAUUUUUGGGGUAGAGCCGAAUUGGCCAGUGAUUCUGACAGUCACUGCAUGCGGUACAGGUGCCUUGAUGCUUUUCCUGAAUUGGUUGGGACACAGACAGUCGUGGAAGAAAAUUCAGAGAGCGAAAGCCCGAAAAGAAACGUCCUUGCAACGAGCAGAGCUUGCUGUCCUUCAGUUCAACGAAUCUCACCCUGAAACGGACACCUCUCUCAUCCUCUCACUGUCACUGGCGGAGCUGUCCAAACAACUGAAGGGCGGAACACUAACUCCAGAAGCUGUGUUCCACUCAUACGUGGAAAAGGCAUUGGAGGUGAAUAGAAGACUGAACUGUUGCACUGAGGUCCUGCUGGAGAGUUGGGAUCAGCUGAAGGAUAUUGGCUCUCACAAGGAUGGUCUCCUUUAUGGGGUCCCUGUCAGCAUCAAGGAAAAUAUUGGAUAUAAGGGUCAUGACUCUACGUGUGGCGUAAUCUGUAAGUUGGACCUUCCUGCCACAGGGGACAGUGUGCUGGUUGAAGUGCUGAAGAGACAAGGUGCCAUUCCCUUCGUCAAGACCAACGUACCCCAAAGCCUGCUAAGCUACGACUGCGGUAAUCCCAUCUACGGUCUGACUCUGAAUCCCCAUAACCCUCAAAAGACCCCCGGGGGUUCAUCGGGCGGGGAGGGAGCGCUGAUCGGAGGAGGGGGCUCGGUCCUGGGCAUGGGCUCUGACAUUGGGGGCAGCAUACGCAUCCCUUCAUCCUUCUGUGGGAUCUGUGGCUUUAAACCCACGGCCAACAGGCUAAGUUCGCGAGGUGCUUCCUCCUGUUGCCGGGGCCAAAAGUCAGUGCUGUCGUCCUUUGGGCCCAUGGCAAGGGACGUGGAUGGCCUGGCUCUCUGUAUGCAAGCUCUGCUCUGUGACCACAUGUUCAGACUGGACCCUACUGUUCCCCCAAUCCCAUUCAACCAACAGGUAUACCAGCGUUCCAAGCCCCUGAGGAUCGGGUACUAUGAGAAUGACGGCUAUUCCAUGCCCUCUCCAAGCAUGGGCCGAGCCCUGAGGGAGACCAAGGCGUUGUUGGAGAGUGCAGGGCACACGUUGGUUCCCUUCAGUCUCCCCAGGCUGAGCUAUGCCAUGCAUGAGCUGGUUUUCAGGGGUAUGUCAGGCGAUGGAUGCGCUACCAUGCUCAGCAACCUGAAAGGAGGGCCUGUCGACCCGUCUCUGCGGCUUCAGAUUAUUCCGUACGGUUUACCUCGCACUGUGAAGAAAAUUCUAUCCAUUCUGAUCAAGCCCAUAUUUCCUCGUUUGGCUGCUUCUAUGGAUAGCAUGUGUGGAGCUAGCUCUGUGCAAGACCUGUGGAGACAGCAUGCGGAUGUGGAGGACUACGUGCACGGGGUGAUGGCAGAGUGGAGAAGGUGUGAGCUGGAUGUGCUGCUCUGUCCCAUGAUGGGUCCCGCCUACAACCAUAACUACCCUGGGAAACUCACCAGUGCGGUGUCCUACACCAUUAUGUACAAUCUCCUUAACUUCCCUGCUGGUGUGGUCCCUGUCUCCAUGGUAACAGCAGAGGACGAGGAGGAACUCAGGCACUACAAGGGCAACUAUGGGGACCUCUGGGACAAGCUCUACAGAAAGGCGGUGACUGGUGGAGAGGGGCUGCCGGUGGCUGUACAGUGUGUGGCCCUGCCCUGGCAGGACGAGCUCUGUCUGCGCUUCAUGAGAGAGGUGGAGAGGCUGUUCAGAGAGAAGAAGAAAUGAGAGAGUGAGAGAGAUGGAUGUACUAAGAGGUAGAAAGAUAGAAUGGUAAAAAGGACCUGUUCAAUCAAGCAGUUAAAUUAAUCAAUAUAAGAAAGUCACUGUUGUUGAAGUAGUAAAAAGGAAUAAAUAACAUUAUGCUGCAAGGUAAUUUGAAUAGGGUCCCCUGGCUCAAAUAAUUGUAAUUGUCCUCAGAAAGCAGGUUGGAGGAAGGACUGAUCCAAGUGCACUGAGAAACACAAAUGACUGUUCCUUGGCUGCUAACAUGUCACUUAACCUCAAAUAGGGAUAUAAAAACAUGCAUAUUUUCUUACUACACACAAAAAAAUUGGGAAAUUCUGUUUACCUCAGUCGGAAAAAAAAAACACUUAUGAAAUGACUUGGAAUUUCUAAAUUAUAGUCACCUUAUGCACUUAUUAUUAUUAUUUAGGAAAAUUCAUAUAAAUAUAUAGUAUGUCUGAUUUUCAUGUCUCAAAUUAAAAAAACUUUGUUAAUAUA